CCAAGCUCUAAGAAUAUCAUUGACAUUGUCAUCGUCUUCGACCUUGUUUUAAAGCCCGGAACCCCCCCCCGCUUCCUCCUUCACGAUGUCAUCUGCUCAAGACGAGUUCAACCAACUCAUAAACAACAACCGGGAGAAAUUCUCUUCUCAUCCUGAGGACCGUGACAACGACUCGGUUCACUCCUCUGACGCAUCCUCGGACCACGACGAACCCCAAUUCUCCGACGCCGAAGACACUCCCUCUGCCAUGCACUCCCGCAACCCCAGCAGUUAUCGCGUCCCCAACACCGUGUUCGACGCCAACACUGGCCCCAAGGGUGUCAUCGCCGAUGCCCAGGCCUUUGAGCGUGCUCGCAAGAGCUCCUUUCGCAGAACUCUUCUCGGCGUCGCUGGUCUCGAUCGCUCCCACUACAACAAGUCCGUCAACGACGACGCUACACUCCUCCAGAACUCCUCCCCACCAGAUGGAUCUUCCGCUAGCGAUGAUGAGGAACGAUUCCUUCACCAAUGGCGCGCGGCCCGCAUGCAGGAAAUGCAGGCCCGCAGCCUGAGGAAGCCUAGUCCCCGGCGCAAGUUGUACGGGUCUGUGGAUAUUGUCGAUGCGGUGGGAUACCUGGAUGCUAUUGAGAAGGUCACAUCCGGCACGGUAGUAGUCGUCUGCGUUUAUGACCCAGAGUCCACAACCAGCAGCAUUGUUGAAGACUCUCUCAACACCAUUGCUCGACGUCAACCCACUGUUCACUUCGUCAAGCUCCACCACGAGAUCGCCGAGAUGGAUCACAUCGAAGCCCCCGCUCUGCUGGCAUACAAGGACGGCGAUGUCUUUGCCACGAUCGUCGAGAUCCUGAGACAGAUUCCCAAGGGUCGGAGCUGCAGCGCAGACAGUCUUGAAGACCUGCUCAGAUCAUACCGUAUCUUGUAAACGAACAAGCACUCUAGAAACGCUAAAUAUUCCUCUCUUCACGUUCAUAUGACAGCGAUAAUGUUCUCUGCACGAACACUUCAAAAUGCAGCAAAGCGGGCGUCCAGGUCAUCUCUAUCCUCUUUUCCUUCUCUUGCAUCCUCGAUUGGCCGGCAGUGUGUCUUGGUUGUUUGUUAUUUCCUCUUAUUUCUCUUUUCAUUUGUUCGGGUACAUGCAUGCAUAUAGACGGAUCUACAGUACAUACGUGACAGUACUACUGGUGUUCAGGCAGGCAAGGCUGGGCCUUUGAUUUUACAUGGUUGAUUGAUUGUUGAUUGCUUGAUUGACCUUGAGCUUGAGAUAUCCAGCACGGUUCUUGGUUUUUCUCCUUUUCGUUUUAUCUCCUUUCAGAUGCCAUGAUGUGUUAUUAUCCGAG
Molecule: messenger RNA, 1337 nt
Organism: Aspergillus costaricaensis CBS 115574
Lineage: Eukaryota; Fungi; Ascomycota; Eurotiomycetes; Eurotiales; Aspergillaceae
Product: phosducin family protein
Exons: 3
Coding region: 86-922 (278 amino acids)
Biological process (GO): regulation of G protein-coupled receptor signaling pathway
Source: RefSeq, a predicted model, not a curated record